Wallemia mellicola CBS 633.66 is the source of this 408-nucleotide messenger RNA. RefSeq lists its product as hypothetical. Bases 1 to 408 code for a protein of 135 amino acids. The record is from RefSeq and is a predicted model, not a curated record. The transcript has a single exon. Lineage: Eukaryota; Fungi; Basidiomycota; Wallemiomycetes; Wallemiales; Wallemiaceae.
AUGGCUCCAACGAUAGAGAAUACACAGGAGGAAGACCAUAGCCCCCACUCGUCCGACGACAGCAGCGCCAUAUACAGCAAAAGACAACUCAGCAAUCUUCCAGUAGGAAAUGGAGAAAGGGGUGGCAAUGCAAAUUCACCAUUUGAUGAUUUACCUGUAGAAAUAGACUUAAGCAUCUUGAAAGACCCACCACCCGAUCCACUCACCCCGGAUUCUAAAUUCUGCAUAGCCCUACUCAGUCUAGGUCCCCCACUAGGCAGGCAGUACAUUGAAUGCCUGGAAACGCCUUCUACUCCUCAAGUCGCCGCUUCUGCAGUUAUGGGUAUUCUUAGCAUUUUACUCAGUCUAGGAGCAAUCAUUCGGAUUAUUAGAAAAUCAAUCAAGAUACAAUUACGCGUAAUUAGAUAA